AUGUCAGAUUUUUCUACAUUGGCAUACGUGUCGGGGUGAUAUAAACGAAUUUAGAAAUUAAUAUUCUUUCACAUAGUUACAAAGAAUUUAACCGCUGUAAUAAGUAUAAUCAUGAGUAAAUGUUUAGUUACCUCAAUUGUGCUGCUUUGUGUUCUACAAACAACAUUUGGCCUUUACUUCCACAUAGCAGAAACAGAGCGAAAAUGUUUUAUAGAAGAAGUUCCUGAUGAGACCACCGUCAUCGUGAACUACAAAGUGGAACUAUACGACCCGCGGUCUAAUGGUUUUAUGCCCUCCUCUCCCGGUAUUGGCAUGCAUGUGGAAGUACGUGAUAGCGACGAUAAAGUUAUACUCUCACGCGUUUAUAGUUCUGAAGGUCGCAUCUCCUUUACUUCACAUAUACCCGGUGAACAUGUAAUUUGCAUGUAUUCGAAUAGCACAGCUUGGUUUAGUGGUGCACAAUUGCGUGUCCAUUUGGAUAUACAGGUGGGCGAGCACGCCAUCGAUUACGCGAAUGUUGCACAAAAAGAGAAAUUGACUGAAUUACAAUUGCGCAUACGUCAAUUACUUGAUCAAGUGGAUCAAAUCACCAAAGAACAGAACUAUCAACGUUAUAGGGAGGAGCGUUUCCGUCAUACAAGUGAAAGCACCAACUCGCGCGUUUUAUGGUGGUCAUUGGCACAAACUUUUGUUUUGGUCUGUAUGGGAUUCUGGCAGAUGCGACACUUAAAGAGCUUCUUCGAGGCGAAGAAACUAGUGUAAAGAUUUAUAACCAACGAAUACGCGGGUGAAUACGAAGACAGUACGAAGGCGAAUUGUUAUAAUUAGUAAAAGUCAUUUUUGAAUAUACAUCCACUCGCAGAAGUUAUACUAAUUAAAAUAUUCAGAAAAAUUGAUUUGUUCAUUA
Molecule: messenger RNA, 907 nt
Organism: Bactrocera tryoni
Lineage: Eukaryota; Metazoa; Arthropoda; Insecta; Diptera; Tephritidae
Gene: eca
Product: transmembrane emp24 domain-containing protein eca
Exons: 2
Coding region: 112-762 (216 amino acids)
Biological process (GO): endoplasmic reticulum to Golgi vesicle-mediated transport; Golgi organization; intracellular protein transport
Cellular component (GO): Golgi apparatus; COPII-coated ER to Golgi transport vesicle; endoplasmic reticulum
Source: RefSeq, a predicted model, not a curated record